Molecule: messenger RNA, 720 nt
Organism: Histoplasma mississippiense
Lineage: Eukaryota; Fungi; Ascomycota; Eurotiomycetes; Onygenales; Ajellomycetaceae
Exons: 2
Coding region: 1-720 (239 amino acids)
Biological process (GO): endoplasmic reticulum to Golgi vesicle-mediated transport
Cellular component (GO): COPII-coated ER to Golgi transport vesicle; Golgi membrane; endoplasmic reticulum membrane
Molecular function (GO): COPII receptor activity
Source: RefSeq, a predicted model, not a curated record
AUGUGGAUUCUGCCCUUGGUCGGAUACCUAGGCUUAAUCGUGGGAUUCCUAUUUCUCACCCUCGCCAUAGCGUCGGGCCUCUACUAUCUCUCUGAGCUUGUCGAAGAACACACCGUGCUCGCCCGCCGUCUCCUCUCACGUAUGAUAUACUUCAUAAUAACACUGCAUGUCCUCCUCUGGCUUGUCGACCAGCUCCCCUUCAGUCUCUGCACCCUCAGCAUCAUCUCCCACUUCAUUUACGCUACCAAUCUUCGCCACUUCCCCGUCGUCAAGCUCACAGACCCCAUAUUCAUAACCUCGUGCCUCCUGGUCGGCCUCAACCACUGGCUUUGGUUCCGCUACUUCUCGAACCCAAUAUCAACCCAGUCAUCCUCCAUGCCCUGGUCCAAAGAUGCGGAUAGAAAUAGCCGACAGCCUUACCACUACGGCUCGAUGACGGACCUACCGUCGUUUACAGAAGUGGCGUCCUAUUUCGGGCUGUGCGUGUGGCUGGUUCCAUUCGCGCUGUUCGUCAGCCUGAGCGCGGGCGAGAAUGUGCUGCCAAGUAUGGGCUCUGAGUAUGCGACUGGGGCCACAGCGGCGUCAUCGCGGGCUGAUCAGGACGGGAAACUGAAGAGCAAGGGUAUGGCCAAAGCGUUGGUAGGUGGUGUGAGGGAGUGGAUGGGAGAUGCGGGUGAGCUCAUGGGAUUUUGGAGAGGAGAGAAGACGAGGACAUUUUGA